AUGAGAAAAUAUUUGGUCGAACGAGAUCGUCCAGUCGAAAUAGACGUUCUCAGAUUCCUAAAGUGUCGUCUAGAUUUUAUGUGGUUCUGUUCCCUAAAUCUUCGAAAAACCCCUUCCAAGCCUUCUUCAAAAUUUUCCGAUAUUCUCUCAUUGAUCGUUUAUGAUUCCCAAGACAGUGAGGAAGACCACUUGCGUCGUCUCUGCAGGAUUUUUGUGAGACGUGCAAUUGACCAGAAACAAGAACAAAUUGAUGUCGUCGAAAAAGAAAAGGAUGUUAUUAAAGUCAACAAUUAUUGUGUCACAGAUUUGAAGAAUGCUUGUGAUGAUUACAUUAUAAAGUAUUUUACCACCGAAGCGGGAUACAAUCAGGUGCACACCCACACCGACGUUAAACUGGUGCUUGGCUAUUUGGCAUGCGGAUUUGCAUUAUCCGGUGGAUAUUACGGUUACAUGGUUCCAUUUGAAGAAUCUAAAAAACUCACGUUAAUUUGUAUUUUAGCCUACUUUAUCUUAAAUUCCAUAUUAUUCGUAUACGCAUUUGUCUUUGAGAAAGACGUAUUGUUCGUGGGUUGUGAUUCUAAUUUCAAAAUAUCCAUUCACACUAACGCCAAACGGAGCUCGGAUAUCUAUACCAUAAAAUUUGAACUUGUCGAGGAGAAAAAAAUCAAUCGGGUAUCAAAUUACAGCAUAUCAAAAUCGUUUGGAAGUUGGUUUGAUGUGAAUGGGGUGAUGGAUCAAGAGAGAUUUGAGAGAACACUCAACGAAAGUCUCGAGGUAGUCAAAACUGGCAAGAAGCCACACGAUCAGUGA
This is a messenger RNA of Acaulospora morrowiae, 810 nucleotides long. NCBI's taxonomy places the organism in Eukaryota, Fungi, Glomeromycota, Glomeromycetes, Diversisporales, Acaulosporaceae. The record is from the annotation of a GenBank genome assembly.